This is a messenger RNA of Macrosteles quadrilineatus (aster leafhopper), 6263 nucleotides long. Its product is annotated as PR domain zinc finger protein 5-like. Gene Ontology annotation, cellular component: nucleus. Gene Ontology annotation, molecular function: DNA-binding transcription factor activity, RNA polymerase II-specific; RNA polymerase II transcription regulatory region sequence-specific DNA binding. Gene Ontology annotation, biological process: regulation of transcription by RNA polymerase II. Bases 65 to 3523 code for a protein of 1152 amino acids. The transcript has 5 exons. The record is from RefSeq and is a predicted model, not a curated record. Lineage: Eukaryota; Metazoa; Arthropoda; Insecta; Hemiptera; Cicadellidae.
UCGGUUGUCAUCUUGAGCAAGAGCAACCCAUUUUUAACAAGAUUAAAUACAACAGCGGUCAGCGAUGGUUCAAUACUGUGUGGCAAACGGAUGCAAUCGAAAAGCUUCUCAAGAAAACAAAAUUAAGUUUCACAGAUUCCCAUUAAACGAGCCAGAUCUGUUAAGGAAAUGGCUGGAAGCAAUCGGGAGGGAUGAAGAUUGGUAUCCUACUACUCACAGCCGUCUGUGCAGCUACCAUUUUGAAGUGGAUUGCUACCUGUAUCUAGGAAGAAAAUUGAAAAAAAAUGCUGUGCCAACAAUUUUUAACUUUUCCAAGCUCCCCGACAAUGAUUGUGAAGGAGUUGCAGCUUCAGUCCCAGGUGUUUCUGCUCUCCCCACCAACCAAGACGCAAGAAUACUAAAUCAACCCGAAGCGGUCAAUGAGUACUUCCUUGAUUGUCAAAUGCUACAGCGUAGAGCCCAUCCAGACCUACCUGGACUAGGACUACAGAAAAUGGACGAUAUUGACAACAUCUGUUUCGUCUGUGAUCAAAAUAUUCCAUUGGAGAAAUGGAAGUACCAGUUACAAGUAACUGCUACAAAAAGGAGGAAUGCCCCAGUAGCCGAUCUGAUCCAAGAACUGGUCGGAGACGAGUUUGAGGUGUUGGUGGGCGAGAGGGACGCAGUUUGCAGCAAAUGCAUGAACCUCCUCAAUCUGAUGGACUCACUCUCCUUCCAAUUGGUAGAAGUCAAGUCUACUCUCACUCAACUACUUCACUCCAAGUACAACUUGACCGAGGAUGAUACUAAGUUGCAAGUGGAAUACGAUGAUUCAACACUUGAAGACAGAGAACUCCUUUACAAAUGUGAGGUUUGCAAUUAUCAAACAAAAUAUGAAAAGGAGUUUAAUAUGCAUCUUCGGAUGUACCCAAAACAUGAUACACUUCAAUCACCUGUGUCAAAAAAAGCUAAUUCCGCUGGAAAAUAUGAUGUAAGUAAUUCAUCAAACCUCUCAUCACAAACCAACAAAAGAUCUAAAUCCAACAGCAAAAAAUCAACAUCAAAGAAAACGUCAAAGAAUAAAAAAAAAUCACCUAGGAAAAAGAAAAAAAUAGUUUUUCAGUGUAGUGUCUGUAAUAAAGUGUUUCUCAAUGAAGAUGAUGUCAGAUUACACUGCAAAAGAGACCAUGGCAAUGAUAAAAUUAUUGUCAGUGAUGAAGAAUACGAUGAUAUCCAAACUCUUGAAUCAUCAGACGAUGAGAUUUAUCAGCCAAAAAGUCCAAAGAAGAAAACUACUAAACGUAAAAAGGAAUCUGUUAAAAUGAAGUUGGAUUUUCUCGACGAUUGGGUUGAAGAUGAUGCUAAUGAUGAUCUUCAUUCCCCUGCCAAAGCUGCUAAACCUAAUGAUGCAGAUAAAGGAAUUGCUUCCACAAAUCUUUCUACAAUAAAAGAUGUUUUUAGAAGCUCUUUGAAAGAGUCAGAUGAUUCAGAUGUCAAUGAAGAUAUGAAUGAAAAAGAUGUGGCCUCUCAACCAACCUGUGUAUUUUGUAAAGCUAAAUUUUCUUCCUUUGAAGCAGUACAAGAUCACGUAAAACUGUCCCAUGAAGGUGGCAAUUUAAGUUUCCCAAAACAAACCUCCACCCCUACUACUAAUGGAGUUGAAAUUGAUUCCACGACUGAUAAAGCCAAAGUUAAGAAACAAGUGAGAGCGAAAGUUGGAAAUGUCAAAGUAAAAUCUUACAAGUGCAACCUUUGUGGAAUCAGGAAAGUUUCAUUAAAAUUUAUAAAGAAACAUGUUAAAUCACACAGAAGACAGAUGUCAAUGCAGUGUAAGAAGUGUGGUGUUGUAUUUAAGAAAUUAAUUGCAAUGAAGGUUCAUGCUUACAAAUGUCACAAAGCUGGGUCUUUGCUGUUAAAGUGUAAGAAUUGCAAUUUUAAAUUUUUGAAUAUAGUCCAGCUAAAAAGUCACUUUGACAAAGUCCAUUCCAAAAAAUAUUUGAAAAGGGUAGAAAAUUCAAGGGAUAAAACAGGAAAUGUGGCAAGCUCUGAAGUGUCUAGUCAACCUUCUGUUUCCAAUCAAGAGACUAUGUUGAGAAAUAGAACGGUAAAGAAAUCUUCAACCAAGGCAGAUAACCUUAAAAUUAGUGUCAGUGAAGUAUCGUCUACUAGUGUAGAAUUUGAAAGCAAGAAAAAACAAAAAGGUUCAUCAUCAAAGACUUCUUACCGAUGUGAUGAGUGUGAUGUUAGCUUUCCUCAGCAAAAUAGAUAUGUAACCCACAUGCACAGACACACAGUACACACUUGCAACUCACUGGGCAUCUGUGUGUUCUGUGAAAAGUUGUUUUUGGACCCAGAACACCUCACUAUACACAACAAAACUGUUCAUGAAAUUUUGCAAACCAAGCCAAGAUGCACUGUUUGUAAUAGACUCUAUACCCUUGUGAAAGACUUGAGAUUGCAUUAUUUACGAGCUCAUUUCAACGAAAAAGGUGAAAAUUUUAUAAAACAAGUGACAGAGCAUAAAAAUAGGAGCAAGAUAAACAAAAAUGCAAAUGUUGAAAAUGAAGUUUACAACAAAGUCUUCAAAGAGCUUCAAGACCUUACUGGAGAAGGAAAUGACAGUGAAGAUGUAUCUAAUAAAGAUGUUUUAUCUUUGACUUAUAACUGCCCUAUCUGUAACUUUGCUUCACAGGACAAAGAAGAAGUGAAGAAUCAUCUUCCUUCUCAUGUCCAACACUAUUGCAACAUUUGUGAAAACAUUUUCCGCCCAGAAGAAGUAAUUGAUCACUUAGAAAAUCAUUCAAUAGACUUUAUGGGAUUGAAGUGUUCUGCUUGUGAUCGAGAAUGCCACGAUGAAAUCCAUCGUCAAGCUCAUAUCCAAACCUUUCAUUCUGAAUUGAAACAGAAUACUGGAAUGCCAAUUCACAGAAAAAAUAUGAUCCAUUGCAACAUGUGUGAAAAGUCUUUCUUCACUGAAAAAACAUUACUAUCCCACAAAGCCUCCCAGCACGGAGAGAAGACGAAAAAAGCUUUAAGUUGUUCUAAGUGUAAAAAUGAUUUCUUUUCAGAAAGAACGUACCAAAAUCAUGUAGAGUUUGCACACCGAUCGGGUCUAAAUUGUAAAUAUUGUGACAAGUCGCAGGACAACAUUAAGAAACUUAUUCUUCAUGAAAAAAAACAUUUGAGGCAGAAUAAGAACAUUAUUAAAUGUAAUAUUUGUGGAAAAGUUGUGAAAACAAAACAAGCGCUGAAGACCCACAAGAUUCUUCACGGUUCUAACAACUCGGCUUGUGAAGUUUGCAACAAAACCUUCAAGUCGUAUCACAGUCUGAGGGAGCAUUCUGCAAAGCAUUCUGGUUUACAAGAAAAGAAGUUUUUUUGUGAGGUUUGUGGAAAGGGAUUUUAUUAUUACGACUCUCACACAAGACACAGAAGAGUUCAUUUAGACCCUCUUCUCUUUCAAUGCAAAUCCUGUAAAGAAAGGUUUCAAUCAAAACUGAAACUUAUAGAGCACAUGAAAACAUGCAACAACAAAGUCUCUUAAACUUCAAGUAAAUAGUGUUAAUCUCUGAUAAUUUAAGGUGCCUUAUUGAUCUCUAAAUUGAAAACUGUAUUCAACUUAAUCAAUUGUUGAACCUUUUGAAUGUAAGGUGUAGAAUAUCAAAAAAGGAAACAAAAAUAAUGACAUACUAUGAAAUAUAAUUUUAAAUACCUAAUGAUACAGGUCUAUAGUUCGGCCGCUUAGAAAGCGACAUCCUCCAGCAUUAGUUUAGCAUUAGCGCGCAGGUCGUUUUCUAAGUGGCCGAACUAUAGUUACUUUUAUACAGUCCGUGAAUAAAAUAAUAAGGCAUUAUUCUGAUAAAGGGCUACAUACAAAUAUAGUUUAAUAUAUUGAUAUUUAUUUGAGAUUUGUUUGGUGAAAGUUAUCAACUAACAUUUCUUGAAAUCAAAAUCCGAUAUAUACCUAUAUGAAAAUAAGAUUUGUAAGAACGAACUUAUGUCAUUUAACUUAAUUAAAGUUGUGUAUAGAUUAUAUAACUUUUCUAUUGAAAGUUGUUCUUUUACAUUAAAAAAGAGAUUAGUUUAAGGGCGAUGAAAUAGUUAUUGGUUUUGUACACUUGUAUUACAUUGCAUUAGAUUUUACAUGUAUAUACAAUUAUUUUUAAUAAUUUUAAGAAAGGAUCGAGUUACAGUUGUAAUCAUUGUCUUUUGUACAGUAAUCAUAGCAUCAUAAUCAUAUUGAUAGAAAUAUUUUGUUUAUGUAUAUACAAAAUCAUAAUUCAAUUUACUAUUUGAUGGGUAUUGAGUAAAAUGGACUUUUGCUUAGUUAUAGAUGUUUCUUAUCAUGAUUAUUAUUUUUAUAUUGAAUUUUGGAUUCUAUUGGUUUGAUUUUAACUUUUAAGCAAUGUGUUUUGCUUGGAUAUUUUUUUAACUGUUCUGCAAUCAUUUUCGAUGGGUACUGAAGUGAACAACCCAUCUAUGGGACCAGCGGCUCUUCCCAGGUUUUAGUAGCGGGCUAUAGAAUACAGGGGCUGGCUCUUAGAGCAAAGUGGUUCCACUGCCUUGUGGCUGUCCAUGGGUCGGUCCAGUGCUCGGCCCAUUUACAUACCGCUCAUUUACACGCUUCCCUACACUUUCACAAUUCAAUUGUUUGUAUGAAACUCAUAUAGUUGUCAACUGCCUAAAAACCAAGUCUGAUGGUAAAAAAUAUAUUAUUUAUCACUAGUAAUAAAUAUUUUAUAAACAAAGAAAAGGAACAAGGAUUGCUAACUUUUGAACUUUAAAAAGUCACUUAAGAAUGGCAAUUUUUUAUUUUUGGGAUAAGAAUAAACUUUAACGAGAAAAUGUUUAUUUAUAGCUUUACUUUAAUAAUUAGUCCAGAAAAUUCUCGAUAAAACUAACAGUUCAUUUAUUAUUCAUCACGAAGUGGUGAAUGAUAUGACUUGGCGUUCACAUUCCGCUCAUGUGCUCAUGCCCCGUAUUGCUUAUGUCAUGAUAUUAAAAAGUGUUAUGAUCUUAUUUAAAUAUUACAUAAUUAUUAAUAGUAAAACAAAUAAUUAGUGUUAAAAACAAUUAUCUAAAAAAUUGAGCAAACUUUAGCCUUAGAAUAUUACUUACAUUUUUGCUGCACCGGUAAUCCUUGUUGUGUCAUCUAAAGACACUUAGUUGAAUCCCUUCUAGGAAUUUGUAAUUGUUAAUUUUAUAUUGUCUUUAGAAUGGAGGGUUUAUUGGUAAAAAAUAAGUAAACAGAAAUUCUUUUGCUAGUUUGUGCACUAGUUAAUUCACAACCUAAAAUAUUGCGAGGUGAGCAGGAAAAAUUAUAAGCGUCUAGGCAGCCAGUGCAACUCCGAGGAUCGUGGAUCAGAUCGUAAAACCCCCCACAACCGCUCCGUGGCGAUGGCGUGACGUCAACCAUUACCGCAACGAUACAGAGAUGAGUCAUGAGCCGUAAUGGUGUAGUGGAUAGCAUGUUGGGCUGAUAAUCUGAAGGUGCCGGGUUCGAAUCCCGCUGGUAGCACUAACUUUUUGUCAACAAUUUUUUUCAUAUCAGCAAGUUUGGUUGGUUUGGUUAGGUUAUGACAGUUUAAUUUUAUAAUUAUAAAAUUGAAUUUGAGACAUUUAUAAUUUUAUUUUUAGAGCAGAACUGUUUUUUCGAUUAGUAAACCUUCAUUUGAGUUUUUUAUUAUCAGCAAGUUUGGUUAGGUUAUGACAGUUUAACUAUAUUUAAUUUAAAUUUAUCCUACAAACGAUACGUUUUGACAGCGACAGUGAUAGAGAUAACAAUUUUCUGCGAACAGUUAGGCUAUGCUGAUGCGCCAGUAUGAUUCGGAAGCGUACGACAUAAUGCGGUGGUGGGGAGUGUUCUGAUCUACGAUCCUCGGAGUUGCACUGGAUACCUAGACGCUUGUGGAAAAAAUACCUGCCAGCGCUCAUUUGAAACAAUUGUCUUUUGAGACUGUUGAAGUAUUAAAACAUUUUAAAGUAAAUGCCGCAGAAGAAAUGAUUGACUAUUGUUUCCUUACUGGGAGUUUGUUCCCAACCCAAAAUAAAAAUAUUCCUGACUUAAUGAUAAAGUUUUAUUAUUGCAACUCCUCUAUGUUUGUUGUUAUAACACCACCUCACUAAGAACUGUUUAGAAAUUUUAAUCCUCCAGCUAAUGCAGAGAGUAAAACAAUGUAAGAUUCACAUGAAAAUACAAUCGUACAAAGGUAGGGAAACAUGUAAAAGAGUGAGAUUUUCACUGGCCUCGUAAUGGCAGCAGGCCCGACUGUCUGCACAGGGAU